This is a messenger RNA of Vitis vinifera (wine grape), 655 nucleotides long. RefSeq lists its product as uncharacterized. The coding region runs from base 124 to 576 and encodes 150 amino acids. NCBI's taxonomy places the organism in Eukaryota, Viridiplantae, Streptophyta, Magnoliopsida, Vitales, Vitaceae. The record is from RefSeq and is a predicted model, not a curated record. The transcript has a single exon.
GUCAACGCAUCACCUUCUAUAGUUGUAGACCCAGAAUGUUAAGUCUUUGAUACAAAAUUAACAAAGACUUCAUCUUCUUCUUUAUCAUCUCCUCCUCUUCUUCAUCUUCCUCAACAAUCUUCAAUGGCUGUUCUCCUCCUAAAGUUCAUCUUCCUGACCUUUAACACCCUCUUCAACCUGAUUUCUCGCACAAUUCUUUUGGGUACUGCGCACCUUCUGGUGCUUCUUAUCCAAGCUCUCAAAAUACCUGGAGAAGCCUUGCACAUCGCCUUAGAGCAAGCUGCGGAGACGUUCAAGGGAUAUUUGAAUCACUUCCUGGAGAAAAUAGUAUAUGAAGUGUUGAUUUCUGUGAUAUCUACUGGAUUUGGUGUCGUGAAACAAGCUGUUUUCGAGUCCGGAGGCUUUACAAGGGAACUUGUGGCUGGACUUGUGGAGAAGAUGAGUACUUGGAUUGGGAAGAUGAUGGAGGAUCUUCCAGAGAUUUUAGAAGGAUUAAGGGAAUUGAUCUCAACUAUUGUGACCGACUUUUGGAAGAAUUAUGUGGAAGCUAUUGUAUAUGUUAAGGAAAAUGUUUAGUUGCUUAGGUUUUCUUGGUACGUGGUUCUUCUUUUGGAUACUAUUAACAGAUCUAUACAUAUUUCUUAGAUUAUUGCAA